Molecule: messenger RNA, 2055 nt
Organism: Lactuca sativa (garden lettuce)
Lineage: Eukaryota; Viridiplantae; Streptophyta; Magnoliopsida; Asterales; Asteraceae
Molecular function (GO): protein dimerization activity
Source: RefSeq, a predicted model, not a curated record
AUGUUUUCUAAAAAACACUUAUCCGGUAGUGAAAAACGAAAAAAACGAAAAAUUGUUGAGGCUUCUUUACAAAAAGAAAAAGGGUCUAUGGUUAAAUUUUUAAAACCAAUAAGUUCUAGUGAAGAAAAUAUUAAUUUGAAUGUACAUGAUUCUAACUUAAAUGAAAAUGUCGCUAGUGUUAAUGAAGAAAACAUUACUUUAAAUGAACAUGAUAAUAAUUUGAAUGAAGAAAAUAUUAAUUUGAAUGAACAAGAUAAAAACAUAAAUGAAAAUGUUGCUAGUAAUUUAAAUGAACAUGAUACUAAUAUAAAUGUAGAAAAUACUAAUGUAAAUGAAUCUAUAGAUAUUUUUGACCCUAGAAAUUGGGAUACUCUUGAUAUUAAAUCAAGAGAUAUUCUAAUUGAAAAAUGGCCAAUAAGAGAAAUGAAUCUUGUGUUUCCUAAAGAUAAAUUUUCUAGACAUUUUUCUUAUGCAUUUUAUACUAGAAAGUUAAAUAAUGGAUAUAAUGAUUGGAAACAUCUUAGCGAGAGACUUAAAGAACAUGAAAAUAGUAAUGAACAUUUUGUUUGUAUGAGUAAUUGGAAUGAAGCAAAACUAAGAUUAGAUAAAAACCUUACAAUUGAUAAUGAAUUACAACAAGAAAUGAUAAAAGAAAAAGAACGUUGGAGACAAGUAUUAAGAAGAAUAAUAGCGGCUGUAAAAUUCUUAUCUAAAUAUAAUUUGGUUUUUCGAGGGUCUAAUGAAAAACUUUUUCAAGAUAACAAUGGUAACUUUUUAGGAGUAAUCCAAAUGAUGGUUGAAUAUGAUGAAUUUUUAAAAGUAGAUGAUACUUCUGGUUUGGGGAUAUUUAAUGAAUUAUUAGAUGCAUUGAAAUUGUUAGAUCUUAAUGUGGAUGAUAUAAGAGGUCAAGGUUAUGACAAUGGGUCUAAUAUGAAAGGAAAACACCAAGGGGUUCAAAAAAGAAUGCUUGAAAUUAAUCCUAGAGCUUUAUAUAUGCCUUGUGUUUGCCAUAGCCUUAACCUUACGAUUAGUGAUAUGGCACUUUCUUGUGAAAAAGCUGUUACAUUUUUUGGAAUUGUGCAACACCUUUAUACAUUAUUUUCUAGUUCUACUAAAAGAUGGAAAAUAUUGUUAGAUAAUGUUCCAACUUUAACCUUAAAAUCAUUAUCUAAUACUCGUUGGGAAAGUAGGAUUAAAAGUAUAAAAGCAAUUAGAUUUCAAGCUCCUCAAAUAAAGGUUGCUUUGCUAAAAUUAAGUAAAACAUGUGAUGACCCAAAGUCAAAAAGUGAAGCUAAAAGCUUACUCAAAUCUUUUGGGAAAUUUGAAUUUUUAGUUGGUAUGGUUAUUUGGUAUGAAGUUUUAUUUGCAAUUAAUAUUGUAAGUAAAAAGUUGCAAUCUAAUUCUAUUUGUAUUGAUACUACUAUUAACCAAAUAGAAAAUAUUAUGAAGUUUUUUGAAAAUUAUAGAAAUGAAGGUUUUACAUCAAGUAUUAAUAUUGCUAAAACUAUUGCACUUGAUAUGGGUGUAGAGCCUACAUUUCCAUCAAAACGUCGUAUUGUUAGAAAAAAACAAUUUGAUGAAAGUGAUAAUGAAGAAGAAACACAAUCGGUUGAAGAGUAUUUAAAAGUUAAUUAUUUUUUGGUUGUUGUGGAUAUGUCAUUAAGUGAAAGUGAACUUAAAGAAAGUUGUAUAAAGUUUGCUACUACUUUUUCUAAAGAAAAUGUUUCCGAUGUGGAUUCAAGUGAACUUUUUUCAGAAUUGAAAGUGUUGAAAAUGACUUUACCUAAUGAUAUAAUUUCUGCUGUUGAUUGUUACCCAAAUACUUUUAUUGCAUAUAGCAUUUUGUUAACCAUUCCUGUCACUGUUGCAUUUGCAGAGAGAAGUUUUUCAAAGUUAAAGUUAUUGAAGAAUUAUCUAAGAUCGUCGAUGUCGCAAGAAAAGUUGAAUGGAUUGGCAAUGUUAUGUAUAGAGAAAGACAUGUUAGAUAAAAUUGAUUUGGAUAAUAUUAUUAAUGAUUUUGCAUCUAGAAAGGCUAGGAGAAAUAUUUUCCUUUAA